ACGCCCUCUAUGGCCUCCUUCCGCCUGGUCUAGCGGGCCCCCUCACAACUCUAUGCUGCCUGGCGGCGGCCGCUCUAUCCCGGUGUCCUCCCGGGUGUCUAUGGUGCCGUUAAAGGGGCCGCUCCGGGGCUGCGCGGCCGCGAUGCUGCUCACGGUGAAGGCUUUGCAGGGCCGGGGCUGCAGCCUGCAGGUCUCUCCGGAUGAGCACGUCAGCACCCUGAAGCGCCUGGUCUCAGAGAAAUUGAACGUCCCAGUCUCUCAGCAGCGGCUGCUUUUCAAGGGCAAGGCCCUGGCAGAUGAGCACCGGCUCUCGGACUAUUCCAUUGGCCCAGAGUCCAAGCUGAACUUGGUAAUCAAGCCGCCGGAGAAGCCUUCCCCCGAGGAGCUGGGACACAGGGGACCCCCGCCACCAUUCUCGACCAUCUGGCACCCGCUGGGCCAGGUCCUGGCACGGCACUUCAGCACGGCCGAUGCGGAGAAGGUGCUAGAGCAGCUGCAGAAGGAUUAUGAGCGGAGCCUUCGCCUGCUGAGCCUGGACGAUAUUGAGCGGCUGGCCACGCGGCUGCUGCACCCGGAGGUGGCUGAUGCGAUGGAGAUGGGAUUCCUGGACUAGUGCCCAGACAGCCGUGGGCCCAGGGGGAAGACUUCAGCCUGGCUGUCCCUGCACUUGGAACAAGGAGCCUGCAGGCAGGGCCCGGUAUGGGGCUUGGGGUCCCUCUGCCCCCUCCUGACACCUCUGAACUGCUGCUAAGGUGCCUGUGUGUGUCUCCCAUUCUCCAUUAAAGAUGAUGGUGGGUGUGAG
This is a messenger RNA of Gopherus evgoodei (Goodes thornscrub tortoise), 802 nucleotides long. It is a transcript of the gene UBL4A, whose product is annotated as ubiquitin like 4A. Gene Ontology annotation, molecular function: protein binding. NCBI's taxonomy places the organism in Eukaryota, Metazoa, Chordata, Testudines, Testudinidae. Gene Ontology annotation, biological process: post-translational protein targeting to endoplasmic reticulum membrane. The record is from RefSeq and is a predicted model, not a curated record. Bases 53 to 613 code for a protein of 186 amino acids. The transcript is spliced from 4 exons.